AUCCCUUCAAUAUAAGGAAGAGUUCCAUUCAAGAGCAGGACCUCGAUGGAGCAUUUAUGUGGACCAAAACUUAAAUUCUGGGAACCGAAUCAGACUCUGUACACGGACAGUCCUGACCUGUCAGAAUGCUUUCAGCUGUCUGUUCUCUCGUGGAUCCCCUGUAUCUAUCUAUGGCUCGCCUCUCCUUUCUACAUACUCUAUCUCAAGAGGAACAACAAAGGCUACAUAAUGAUGUCUAUUCUAAAUCGGGUCAAAACGGUGUUUGGCUUUAUAUUAUGGAUAGUAUGCUGGGCAGACCUUUUCUCUUCCCUUCAUGAGUGGCAGCAGGGCCAUUCCAAGCCACCGAUAUACUUUGUUACCCCUUUAGUGGUUGGCAUGACAAUGCUGUUAGCUACCUUCCUGAUCCAGUUUGAGCGUCUGAGAGGUGUGCAGUCAUCUGGAGUGCUCUUCAUGUUCUGGGCACUGUCAAUAUUGUGUGCCAUCGUGCCUUUCCGCUCCAAGAUCAUCCAGGCCACUGAAAAGGAGGUCACAGACAAGCUGCGGUUUACAACGUUCUACAUAUAUUUUGGCUUGACUCUGGCAGAGCUUAUACUCUCCUGCUUUAAUGAGAAGCCCCCUCUGUUCUCCAGCGUGGUCUCAGACCCUAAUCCGUGUCCUGAAACAAAUGCUGGCUUCAUCUCAACCGUGACCUUCUGGUGGUUUACAAGCAUGGCUAUCAAAGGCUUCAGAUCUCCCUUAGAAGCCAAAGACUUAUGGUCGCUGAACAAGCAGGACAGUUCAGAUGUUGUGGUGCCCCAGCUGCUCAAAGAGUGGAACGUGGAGAAGUCCAAAGCACAGCGGUACGCUUUACCCGUACCCGGCUCGGAGACCAAUCACGUCGGCGUCGCCCCAGAAGAGGUGGAGGUGUUGCUGUCCAAGCAGAAGAAGUCGCACCAGCCCUCCUUCCUCCGCGCCCUGCUGCGGGCGUUUGGGCCAUACUUCCUCAUCGGCUCGGCCUUCAAACUGGUCCAGGACCUCAUCACUUUCGUUAACCCCCAGCUGCUCAGCAUGUUAAUCUCGUUCACCAAGCAGAAGGGCGCUCCGUCGUGGUGGGGGUUCACUCUGGCCUUUCUGAUGUUUGGCAGUGCCCUGUUACAGACCCUUAUCCUCCACCAUCACUUUCAGUACUGCUUUGUUACUGGCAUGAAACUCCGCACGGCUAUCAUAGGAGCCAUUUACAGGAAGUCACUCGUCAUCACUAACGCGGCCAAGCGUUCCUCCACCGUGGGCGAGGUGGUAAACCUGAUGUCUGUGGACGCCCAGCGCUUCAUGGACCUCACCACAUUCCUUAACAUGCUGUGGUCAGCGCCGCUGCAGAUAGUCUUGGCACUGUUCUUUCUCUGGCAGAACCUGGGUCCCUCUGUGCUAGCUGGAGUGGCUGUGAUGAUUCUGCUAAUCCCCUUCAAUGCAGUCAUCGCGAUGAAAACCAGAGCUUAUCAGGUGGAGCAGAUGGAGUACAAGGACGCACGUAUCAAGCUGAUGAACGAGAUUCUGAACGGCAUAAAAGUGCUAAAGCUCUAUGCCUGGGAGAUCUCCUUCAAAGAGAAAGUGCUCCAGAUCCGACAGAAAGAGCUCAACGUGCUUCGUAAGACUGCCUAUCUCAGCGCCCUCUCCAUCAUGGCCUGGACCAGUGCUCCCUUUCUGGUUGCCUUGACAACAUUUGCUGUGUAUGUGACUGUAGAUGAAAAUAACGUAUUGGAUGCUGAGAAGGCAUUCGUCUCCCUGGCUCUGUUCAACAUUUUAAGGUUCCCUUUGAAUAUGCUUCCGCAAGUCAUAAGCAGCAUUGUGCAAGCCGGCGUGUCUUUGAAACGUAUUCAGAGUUUCCUGUGUCAUGAUGAGCUAGACCCUGACAGCAUUGACAGAAAACCAACAGCUUCGGAGUACGCAGUAACUGUUGUCAACGGGAAGUUCUCGUGGGCAAAGGAAGAUCCAGCUACUCUUCACAACAUUAACGUGAUGGUACCUCAGGGAUCCCUGUUGGCGGUCGUCGGACACGUCGGCUGCGGGAAGUCCUCCCUGGUGGCCGCCCUGCUGGGAGAAAUGGAGAAACUGGAGGGACAGAUCUCUGUGCGGGUGUGUUGGCGGAGUCACAUAUUGACUCGUGGCUCCGUGGCUUAUGUGCCCCAACAAGCGUGGAUCCAGAACGCCACCCUGAGAGAUAACAUACUGUUCGGAAAGCCCUACGAUGAGAGAAAAUAUCGUUGUAUCCUUGAGGCCUGUGCCCUCACGCCAGACUUAGAGGUGCUUCCUGGGGGCGACCUGACUGAAAUAGGGGAAAAGGGUAUCAACCUGUCUGGGGGGCAGAGACAGAGAGUGAGUCUGGCCAGGGCGCUGUACAGUGAGGCAGAUAUCUACCUGCUGGAUGAUCCGUUGUCUGCAGUGGAUGCACAUGUGGCAAAGCACAUUUUUGACCAUGUCAUCGGCCCAGAGGGAGAACUUAGUGGGAAGACACGUAUCCUGGUGACCCACGGCAUCAGCUUCCUGCCUCAGGUCGAUAACAUCCUGGUGAUGGUCGAGGGUAGAGUGUCGGAGAUGGGUUCUUACCAGGACCUUCUCAAACAGAACGGUGCCUUCGCAGAGUUCCUCAGAAACUACUCUCUGGAAGACAUCAUCGAAGAUGAUGAAGUCACCGAGGUACUGCUGGAUGAAGAGGAGUCCUUCCCCGAUGACGCUCUGAGUAAUCACACAGAUAUGGUGGAUAACGAGCCUGUGGUUAACGAGGCCCGGAGACAGUUUAUGAGACAGCUGAGUAGCAUGUCGAUGGAUCCGGAGAACCCAAAGACCAGGUCGGUCCGGAGGCGUCGCUGCAGCGAGAGGAGGCCCGGCGAGCCACCACAGGAGAAAAAGGAUCAGAAGGUGGAGAAGCUGAUUCAGGCCGAGACCACCGAGACGGGACGGGUGAAGUUUAAAGUCUACUGGGAGUACGCCAAAGCGGUGGGGCCUCUGCUGUCUGUCUGCAUCUGCUUUUUGUACGCGUGCCAGAACGCAGCUGCCAUUGGAGCCAACAUCUGGCUUAGCCAGUGGACUAAUGACGCACAGCUUAACAGGACUGAGGAAAAUGUACAGAUGAGGGUGGGGGUGUACGCCGCUCUCGGUAUUUCACAAGGUGCGCUGAUUCUGGCUAACUGUUUACUGUGCCGGGCCUACAGUAUGCUGAAGGCAGCUCACACUACCCACCUCAAUAUGCUCCACGCCAUUCUGAGAGCUCCCCAGGGCUUUUUUGAGGCCACUCCCACUGGGAGGGUCUUGAAUCGCUUCAGCAAAGAUGUGGACACAAUAGACACUCUCAUUCCAGACAAUAUUGAUAUCUGGAUGCGCACUUUCUGGUACACAGUAAAUGUGCUGCUCAUAUGCUCUGCCCUCACCCCUAUGUUCCUCAUAGUCAUAGUGCCGUUAAUGAUGUUCUAUUGGUGGGUCCAGAGAUUUUAUGUUGCCACAUCACGGCAGCUAAAGAGACUGGAGUCGGUCAGUAGGUCACCCAUAUACUCUCAUUUUUCGGAGACCGUCACUGGCACUAGUGUGAUCCGUGCCUACGGGCGAAAUGAAGCCUUUGUGCUCAUGAGUGAUAUGAAAGUGGAUGAAAACCAAAAGAGUUACUACCCUGGUAUUGUUUCAAACAGGUGGCUGGGGGUGCGCAUUGAGUUCAUUGGGAAUUGCAUUGUGCUGUUUGCCGCUCUGUUUGCGGUCAUCGGGAAGGACAAGCUGAAUCCAGGCUUGGUUGGGCUCUCAGUGUCAUAUGCACUACAGGUCACUAUGUCUUUGAACUGGAUGGUGAGAAUGACCUCUGACCUUGAGAGCAACAUUGUAGCUGUGGAGAGAGUGAAGGAAUACUCAGAAACACCGACUGAGGCUCCAUGGGAAGUAGAGAAUAAGAAGCCUCCACAUGACUGGCCAGCUCAGGGGAAUGUAGAGUUUGUUGACUACAGCGUACGAUACCGGGAGGGGUUAGACCUGGUACUCAGGAAUCUCUCACUGAAGGUCAAAGGAGGAGAAAAGAUUGGAAUUGUGGGAAGGACAGGUGCCGGCAAGUCCUCCAUGACUCUGUGCCUGUUUCGUCUGUUGGAAGCGGCAGGUGGUGAGAUCACCAUCGACGGGGUGAAGAUCGCUGAGAUCGGACUCCACGACCUCAGGUCCAAACUUACCAUCAUCCCUCAGGAACCUGUGUUAUUCUCUGGGACUCUGCGGAUGAAUCUUGACCCCUUCGAUAAAUAUAACGAUGAGGAAGUGUGGAAGGCUCUAGAACUUUCUCAUCUUCACAAAUUUGUCAGUAAUCAGCCUGCUCAACUCAAUGUUGAGUGCUCUGAAGGAGGAGAAAAUCUAAGCGUGGGUCAGAGGCAGCUGGUGUGUCUGGCAAGAGCCUUGCUGAGGAAGACCAGAAUCCUCAUCCUCGACGAGGCCACCGCAGCCAUCGACCUGGAGACAGAUGACCUCAUUCAGUCCACCAUCCGAACACAGUUUGAGGACUGCACAGUUUUCACAAUCGCUCAUAGACUCAACACCAUCAUGGACUACACUAGAGUGCUUGUGUUGGACAAGGGACAGAUAGCAGAAUUUGAUACACCAACGAACCUUAUCGCUCAGAAAGGAAUAUUCUACGGAAUGGCAAAAGACGCAGGGUUGGCGUAAUCUCACUACACUGUAUAAAUCCAACAGUGCCUUCAUGCAAAAUAGAAAACCAGUGAAUGUAUCUUUUUUUUUUUUUUUACUCAGCAGUAAGCUGCAUCCAGGACCUAUCUAUGUUUUUAUGUCAUUUUUUUUUGUUUGUUUCUUAAGAACUGCAGUGCCACUGUUCUUGUGACGAGCGCGUUUGUGAUGAAGCCGUCUAUUUUUGUACUGUAUCGUUUAAGUUACUUUUUU
Molecule: messenger RNA, 4896 nt
Organism: Chanos chanos (milkfish)
Lineage: Eukaryota; Metazoa; Chordata; Actinopteri; Gonorynchiformes; Chanidae
Gene: abcc3
Product: ATP-binding cassette, sub-family C (CFTR/MRP), member 3
Exons: 31
Coding region: 46-4665 (1539 amino acids)
Biological process (GO): transmembrane transport
Cellular component (GO): membrane
Molecular function (GO): ABC-type transporter activity; ATP hydrolysis activity; ATP binding
Source: RefSeq, a predicted model, not a curated record